This is a messenger RNA of Episyrphus balteatus (marmalade hoverfly), 436 nucleotides long. RefSeq lists its product as uncharacterized. Bases 176 to 436 code for a protein of 86 amino acids. The transcript is spliced from 2 exons. NCBI's taxonomy places the organism in Eukaryota, Metazoa, Arthropoda, Insecta, Diptera, Syrphidae. The record is from RefSeq and is a predicted model, not a curated record.
GUUGUGUUGAACCUGACGCCAAAAACCAGACCGCCAGUGUAAAAAAAAUUAAAAUUAAAUUAUUUUCACAAGUAAAAACAAACUUUUUUCAAUUCAUAAACAUAUUAAAUACAAUAUUAUGUUAUAUCUGAUUAAAUCAGAAUAAAAAAUACUGAUUGAAGUAUAAUUCCAAGUUAUGUCGACUGAAAUUAAUACACCCGAAGGUCCAAGUACAUCAGACAUUUCAACAGAGCCACCAAGUAGUAAAAAACCCGAAUCGCAUUCAGAAAAAACUUUUGCUCGUUACAAAUAUUUGAUCCUUAGCGAAUGCGGUUAUAAAAUCUCAACAACUGAGAAUCAUUUAAAGCGUUUACAAAAUUUACGCAAAGAAUUGAAUUAUCUUAAAGAAACUGAAUGGAUGUAUGAUCCUCUUGAAAAACGUGCUGGACAACAAUAA